CCCACAGUUCAUUCGUCGCGGUCGCGAACAAAAAGGCCAAUAGUUAUUUCGAGAUAGAAAAAGGGCAUUGAAAUUUUUGAAAUUUGUUUUCCAGGACGAGGAGAUGAACAAAUUAGGAUUUAUAAGGUCGUUGAACAGUUAGAAAUCUAUAGAAUCAUGGCUUUUACAGAUAUUUUGAUCGUGGGCUCAUCAGCAAUCGAAGAACUGAUAGCAAACUUCAACGUAAUUGAUAUCGAUGACGAUUAUCAUGCUCUCAAGCUCAAGUAUGCUGGCGUCACUGUGAAGAUGGCAAACGGAGGCAGGAAGGUAGCUUCUACUCUUGCAAGACUUCCAGACUGGGGCUCCACCGAAAAGGGACCAUUCAAGUAUUACGGUGAUCAGAUUUGGCUCGAUGGGAUUAAAUCUGUCCUUUCCGGGCAGAUAUCACAGACCGUCUCUGUCCCGAGGUGGCGUCGGUUGGCUUUGGAGUGUACGACAGGCCGGUUAGAUCACCCUGGUUAUAUAGAGUCUCUAAGUAUGAUGUGCUCGUACGACUUGACCAAGGUAGCACAUGGCAAGACUACCCUCGUUGACGGAGGCAUCCUCAACAUCAACCAACUUCUUGCGUAUGUGAUCUGGAUCCCUGGAUUGCAUACUGUACACCGUCUGUACUGUUGUAAUCCGGACGAUGGUAUAGUUCUCAAGACGCGCAGCGAAACAGCGGCUGACAAGCAAUUUGUCUUUUCCGAGGAUGAGAUGGGGGACACUCCCAAGAGGACUGCUCAACAAGUGAUGCAAUUUGCUUACGCUCUCAUGCUCCUAUGCACCGAAAAUAUCGCAGACGACUCUCAUGUAAUCCUUGAGUCCUUGCUGUCAAAGCGAUUCCAGGCAAUAUCAUUUGUUAUGAACUCCCCAGCAGUCCAAAUUAAUGACAUAAAGGAUAUAUUUGCCUAUGAGGAUCUAUUAAUGCUCCAGAAAGUGUCGUCUCAUUAUCCGAAAUUACGCUCUUGCAUCUUUAGAACACUCCUAAAAUCUCCUCAUGCGAUCGCCAAACAUAUGUCGGAGAUAUUCCGGACUUCUUCCAUGACUCAGUUUACAUUCAUCCAUGAGUUCGUGACGGCCCCCAAUCCUACUAUGUUGCAUAUUGAUCACCAGGUCGUGGCUGCAUUGUGUAAGUGGUGGGAGGUAGCGCAGGAGUUGAUAAGGGUCUAUGAUGAUAUGUGGAUCUAUUAUAAACUGAUAUGUCCUGACAGCACAAAAACAACUAUUGCACCAUUUAGAACUGCAGCUAUAGCAGCGAUGUCAUGGAAAAAGGCGACAAAUAAUGCUGAAUCAUUGAAUCAGAUUAAGGGUGUCAAGACGGAUGAAAGAUACAUCAGACUGGCACAGAAGGUGCUUCCCCCCGAGUGUGUUAAGGGAAUCGAUUUCACAGGAGGAUGGUUGGACAAGGCUAAAGAUGCAGGAGGAUGGUUGGACAAGGCUAAAGAUGCAGGAGUUCUUAACUGGGACAAAAUUGCAGAGCUUGUAAACGCAGGUGAAGUCUCACUCGAAUAAUAUCAGUUGGGCCAUGAUUCCCUACCUGGUUUUAAGAAAAAUAAAUAAAUAAAAAAUUAAAUGUGCUAAUGUUUUAAUGUGAUCAU
Molecule: messenger RNA, 1619 nt
Organism: Uranotaenia lowii
Lineage: Eukaryota; Metazoa; Arthropoda; Insecta; Diptera; Culicidae
Exons: 2
Coding region: 157-1533 (458 amino acids)
Source: RefSeq, a predicted model, not a curated record